Sipha flava (yellow sugarcane aphid) is the source of this 629-nucleotide messenger RNA. Its product is annotated as trafficking protein particle complex subunit 2-like protein. The coding region runs from base 154 to 564 and encodes 136 amino acids. The record is from RefSeq and is a predicted model, not a curated record. Lineage: Eukaryota; Metazoa; Arthropoda; Insecta; Hemiptera; Aphididae. The transcript is spliced from 5 exons. Gene Ontology annotation, biological process: endoplasmic reticulum to Golgi vesicle-mediated transport. Gene Ontology annotation, cellular component: TRAPP complex; nucleus; cytoplasm.
AGCGGUCCGGAUGCUGCAGCACCUAUGCCGUGAUAGUGAAUUGUUUAUUGUGUAUCAAUUUUUUUUUUUUUUAAUACUCUCUCAUACCUAUGUACCUAUUCCGUUACUUAGUUUACCCCGCAUACUUCAGGUAUUUUGAGUCUGAAAUACACUAUGGCGUUGUGCGUAGCUGUUGUUAGCAAAGAGAAUGCGCCUAAAUAUGUAGCUUCAUUAAAUCCAGCAGAUGAACUACAAAUCCAAUAUGAAAUACAUUCAUCAAUUGAUUUUGUCGAAGAAAAACUAAAAACUGGUAAAAAAGAUAUGCGGGAACUGUACUUAGGACAAUUGUACUCUACAGAAGAUCAUAAAGUAUAUGGAUAUGUAACAAAUACUAAAGUAAAAUUCUUUGUUGUAAUAGAUUCUAGCAACUUAUUAUUGAGAGAUAAUGAAAUACGUUUUAUGUUUCGAAAAUUACAUACAGCUUAUACAGAAUUAAUGUGCAAUCCAUUUUACAUUCCUGGUGAUUAUAUAACAUCUGAGAAUUUUGACAAAGUUGCUAGAGGUAUUCUCACUGGAAACUCAUAACUUUUUUAUUUAUUUUCAAUUAUUAUUUUAUUAUUAUUUUUAUUUUUAAUUUAUAUUUUGUUUUU